This is a messenger RNA of Ctenocephalides felis (cat flea), 4084 nucleotides long. RefSeq names its product tudor domain-containing protein 7B-like. The transcript has 17 exons. The coding region runs from base 240 to 3953 and encodes 1237 amino acids. The record is from RefSeq and is a predicted model, not a curated record. Gene Ontology annotation, biological process: spermatogenesis. Lineage: Eukaryota; Metazoa; Arthropoda; Insecta; Siphonaptera; Pulicidae.
UUUGUUACAGUUACCGAAAGUGACCUCGCUUUUGAUAACUGCUUCAAUGCAUCUAACGAGGUCGUUGUGUGACGGAGCUAUGAUACAUAUGUGAAACAGUGUCAAAAUAAUAUUUCGGCAAUUAAAUUAUUGUUUUAUAAAAUUGUGUUUAUAUACGAGAACGAUGUGAUUACGUUCAUUUUUCUUAGUUUUAUUAAUACGCCUUUCAAUAUUUUUAUUUAUUAUUGCAUUUAGAUAAAAUGGGUGAAUUAGAAGAGGUUAUCGCAGAUUUGCGAGCUGUUCUAAUUUCCAGAAAGGAGCCUGCCACCGUUCAUCUACUAAACAGAGAUUACAAAGAGUUGCAUGGUACGGAUGUGCCCUAUAAAAAGUUUAACUUUACGAACUUAGAACAGUUUUUAAGGAGUGAUCCUACCUUUUUAUUUAAUACAAAAGGAAAGGAUGUGUACGUGUCUGUUGUGCCUAAAAAAGAAUCACGGCAUAUAAGUGAAAUGAUAGCUAAACAAAAAAGCAAUAAGAAGAAGUCACAUGCUGUUCGACAGCCCAGGGCUCUUAAUACAAAUCCAAUGAUAAACGUACAAGCAAAAUCACCAGGUAGAAAUUAUUCCGCCAAUAUGAGGAUGAACAGAACUUCCAGAUCUGCUCAAUUAUUUUAUAAAAAGAGCCCUGCGUCAGCACGUUUUAAGCCAAGACAAUCAAGUUAUAAUUCACCGGAACAAAAUAUAAUUCAACACGGUUUGCAGAAUCAGCCUCAACCCUCAAUGCAAUCGAUAAUUUCACAAUCACAACAUCAAGCUCUACCAAAAUCGAACCCACCGCGACAUACAAUGAAAAUAAUACAAUCUCAUCUGCAACCGCAAGUAAAACAAUCAAUGCCCAGUCAAAUGAUGAAGGAAAAUACUGCAUCAAAUACACCAAAUAUACAAGUUGCAUCAAAGAAUUAUCAAUCAAAUAAACAGGCUACACAGAGAAACCUUCCUUCUUCUAAAACCAAUUUACCUCCAACUAAAUCUGAAGUAUUAGAUAAGUUGCUUGAAUGCAAACAAAUACGAAUGCCAAAAGCUGCUCCGAAUCAGAAAGAAAAUACAGUAGCUACAGCACAAAAUAAAACAUCGGAUAACAAACAUUCUGAUAAUCCCUUGCAAGAGAAUAAACGCAGUAUUUUGAAUUUGGAACCUGUUCCUAAAAUAACAAGAAAUGUUAGCCUUUCAAGCGCGAAUGGCAAUGAAAACAUACAGGUGACAAUGUGCACUAACGGUAAUAUGUUGCCUACUUUCAGUGCGCAGGAUAGACUCAGCAGGAUAAGGCAGAUGCAAAAUCAGAAUAAAGUUCAAUCCACAACUGCAUCCACUUCAGACAACAAUUUGGUUGAGAAAUAUCCACCCUUACCUAUGGGAAAAGUUUCACAACAAUCAAGGUUAUUAAAAUAUAAAAAUCCGGAAGCAGUUACUAAAAUAGACGUUUGUGAAAACAAACAGUCAUCACAACCUGAUGAAGUAGUUAAUUCAGACGAUUCAGACUUUGAUAAAAAUUUAAAUUAUGAGGAACUUUUGAUGGAUUACUGUAAUGAAAAAAAUAUAGCUCUACCGAAUAUUAAAAUUUUGCAACACAAAAUUCAUAAGGAUUAUAGAUCAGACCGCCCUAGUGAAAUUUAUGGAUGUAAUGUCAAAAUUGGAGAUCAAUACUGUUUUGGAAGUUAUUCUUAUUCAUUUAACAACCCUGAGGAUGCUUCUCGGGAUGCAUGCAGAAAAGCUCUUCAUGCUUUAACGAAAAUAUAUGGAUCAUUAGAAGAACGAGAUUUACCAGUGACUGAAGGCACAUUAAUACCAAAUAGGUUUUUAAAACUGAUUGCAGGUCAUAGUAAUGGCAAAUUUGUUCAUCAAUUACCUGGAGAAUAUCGUGAAGAGUACCGUGAAAAUUUGCCCGAAGACUGGUUAGAUUUUGUAAAAAUGUCACAUAUAUUUCAAAUUGAGGAUUCAGUAGCUGGAAGUCAAAUAAUAAGCCUCAGAACACAAGAUGAAUUGACUGAAUGUAAGAAAGAUGAUGGCGAUUUUGCUGAUCUUCCACCUAUUGUUUUGCCUGAAAGAGAUUCUUAUUGGAAUGUAUACAUUACUACGCUGUGCUCAACAAUUGAAGUAUGGUGUCGAAUUAUAGGACCACAGUAUGCGACUUUAUUUGACGAAUUGAGCUCAUACAUGGAAAAAGAACUAGCAACCAAAAAAACACAAGCAGAAGCAGUAUCUGUUGGAGGAUAUUAUGCUGUAUGCACUUCAGAAUCUUGGUAUAGAAUUCAAGUACUUGAAAUUCAAGAUAAUAAAGCCUUAUGCUUUUACAUUGAUACUGGGGAAGAAGACUGGCACCUGAAAAGUGAUAUAUUCACUUUAGACCCAAAAUACAGAUAUGUUCCUGCACAGGCAGUUUUAUUACAACUAGCUGACUUGGAAGAUUAUGCCGAAAAUAAAAAUGUCUUGAAAUAUCUUAAUGAGUACAUUCUAUACAAAAGUUUGGUUGCUGAAGUUCUGGCAGAUGAAAAUGCAGAAGAUCAAAUACUCUCUGUUGUAUUAUUUGAUACAUCUACAGAAGAAGAUGUGAAUCUAAAUGAUUUAAUAAGAAAAAAAAUGAAAGAGGAAGAAAAGGCUCCUAGACUAAAUGAGAAAGGAAGAAUUAAUGAUAAAAUCCAUGUGUCGCACAUUUGCAACAACGGUGAUAUUUACAUUCAGAUCAGAAAUGACACAUUUAAAUAUUUACACUCUCAAAUCCAAUUCAUUACUGAUAUUGGGUUUUCCAACGCUGACAUAUUGGAUUCUGCAAAACUGUUACAAGAAUCUCCUCUAAAUAAUUUAUAUUUAGCAGUAAAACCCGAGGAAAAUAAAUGUUACAGAGUUAAAGCGACUGGACCCAUCAAGAGAGGAGAGGUGCCUGUAUAUUUUGUGGAUUACGGAUAUACAGAGUGUAUUCCUGUUUCUAAAAUGAUUGCCUUGGAAAAAGUCUCUUCAGUUAUUAAUGAAUUCCCUCAUCAGGCAAUAAAAGUACAGUUGUAUGGAUUGGAAAAUUUUACACCCUCUUUGGCAUCUCGUCUCAGGGGUUGCCUGCCUAUUAAUGGUUCAGUUCUACUUAAAGUAAUAGAAUAUAAAAAUGUGCCAAUUGUUGAAAUUUUUAUGAGGACACAAGAUCAACUUCUCAUAAGUGUUAAUAAUGCAUUGCAGAAUGAAUUAGAAAUUGAAAAGAAUGCUGUAGAAGUAGAACAGCGUGACCAUAUAAAGAAAAGAAUGGAAGGAUUGUCCAUAAAAUAUAACUCUCCAGCCCGUAAACCCUUGCCACAAUCUCCACAGCGAAAAACUUUAAACAUAAAAGCUUUACCAGAGCCAACUAUUAUUGCUGGAUCUCAUUUUCCUGUGAUUGUUACUAUGGCUGCUAGCCCAUCAAACUUUGUGGUACAGCCAUUCACUGAUGAUGGCUAUCGUGAUUUUAAAAGGCUUAUGAAAGAUUUGCAGGUCUUGUGUAAUAGCAGCCCUUUUUCAAACCCAUCAUAUGAAGAAAUUGAGAAAGGAAAUUUAUAUGCUGGAAAGCACACUGAUGGAGUUUGGUAUAGAGUACAAGUCACUAAUGUUAUGAGAAAUAAUUCAGUAACUGUACAUUUCUGUGAUUAUGGGGAUUAUAAUGUGAUGAGUUACAAAAACUUGCAAAGGUUAACACCGCCAUUUUUAAAAAUGCCAUACAAUGCCUUGAGAGCCAGAUUAGGAGGAGAAACUCCAAUAAUAGCAGACUGGAGUGUGGAAGAAUGCCUACGUUUUCAGGAACGGGUGUGUGAUAAAGUUUUUGUUGCCAAAAUUAACAGCAUUGAUGCUGAUGAACUGAAUGCCUCCGACAAAAUAAUAAGUCUGACAUUAAUUGAUACAACUUCAGAGAACGAUGUUUAUAUAACACCAGAAUAUGUUCGGACAUAUAUAAAGUAAUUUAGUUUUUCUACUUUUUUAAAUUUAAAUUUAAUUAUUUCUGGAAUGCUCUUGUGAUCAAUUGUUAUAGCGUGAUUAAGAAAUAUAUUUUUGUUAUGAACUGAUUUAUGAAAAUAUAUUGUGAUUCCUAA